AUGAGGAUAAUAGGGCUCCAUGGCGGUCAAACCAUUCCCCUCCCCAUCACCAGCCCCUCCUCUCACCAGCCCCUCCCCAUCACCAACCCCUCCUCUCACCAGCCCCUCCCCAUCACCAGCCCCUCCUCUCACCAGCCCCUCUCACCAGCCCCUCCUCUCACCAGCCCCUCCUCUCACCAUCCCCUCCCCAUCACCAGCCCCUCCUCUCACCAGCCCCUUCUCUCACCAGCCCCUCCUCUCACCAGCCCCUCCCCAUCACCAGCCCCUCCUCUCACCAGCCCCUCCCCAUCACCAGCCCCUCCUCUCACCAGCCCCUCCCCAACCACCAGCCCCUCCUCUCACCAGCCCCUCCCCAUUUCCAGCCCCUCCCCAUCACCAGCCCCUCUCACCAGCCCCUCCCCAUCACCAGCCCCUCCCCAUCACCAGCCCCUCCUCUCACCAGCCCCUCCCCAUCACCAGCCCCUCCCGACCACCAGCCCCUCCUCUCACCAGCCCCUCCCCAUUUCCAGCCCCUCCCCAUCACCAGCCCCUCCCCAUCACCAGCCCCUCCUCUCACCAGACCCUCCUCUCACCAGCCCCUCCCCAACCACCAGCCCCUCCUCUCACCAGCCCCUCCCCAUCACCAGCCCCUCCUCUCACCAGCCCCUCCCCAUCACCAGCCCCUCCCGACCACCAGCCCCUCCUCUCACCAGCCCCUCCCCAUUUCCAGCCCCUCCCCAUCACCAGCCCCUCCCCAUCACCAGCCCCUCCUCUCACCAGACCCUCCUCUCACCAGCCCCUCCCCAACCACCAGCCCCUCCUCUCACCAGCCCCUCCCCAUCACCAGCCCCUCCUCUCACCAGCCCCUCCUCUCACCAGCCCCUCCCCAUCACCAGCCCCUCCUCUCACCAGCCCCUCCUCUCACCAGCCCCUCCUCUCACCAGCCCCUCCCCAUCACCAGCCCCUCCUCUCACCAGUUACAGACAGUAG
Molecule: messenger RNA, 969 nt
Organism: Salvelinus namaycush (lake trout)
Lineage: Eukaryota; Metazoa; Chordata; Actinopteri; Salmoniformes; Salmonidae
Product: vegetative cell wall protein gp1-like
Exons: 1
Coding region: 1-969 (322 amino acids)
Source: RefSeq, a predicted model, not a curated record